ACAGGGAUACGGGAGUGGGGGAGGGAGCGGAGAGGCCUCCCCGGAGGAGGAUGGUCCCCUCGGUGGGGCUGCAGCUGCUGAGCCCACCCUGUACUCCGUCGAUUCUUUUGUCUCAAACUAUGCCAGAGAUGACAGAGAAAGCUCCUCUUAAGAAGCAGCACCGGAAGAAAAACCGAGAGACUCAUAAUGCAGUGGAGAGGCAUCGAAAGAAGAAAAUCAAUGCUGGUAUAAACAGAAUUGGUGAGCUAAUUCCAUGUUCCCCUGCGCUGAAACAGAGUAAGAAUAUGAUUCUGGAUCAAGCAUACAAAUAUAUAACAGAAAUGAAAAAGCAAAAUGAUGAACUUCUGUUAAAUGGAGGAAACAACGAACAAGCUGAAGAAAUAAAAAAACUCCGGAAGCAAUUGGAUGAACUCCAGAAAGAAAAUGGGCGCUACAUAGCAUUGUUGAAGGCUAAUGACAUUUGCCUUUAUGAUGAUCCUACCAUCCAUUGGAAAGGAAAUCUUAAAAAUUCAAACGUUUCUAUUGUAAUUCCAAAUGAUCAGAUACAAAAAAAGAAAGAAAACCUGAAAAAUACAAAUAUUUCUGUUGUUAUCCCCAAUGAUCAACUGCAAAAGAAUAUUGUUGUAUAUUCCAAUGGCAGCCAGUUUGGUGGAAGUAACCAGGGGCCAUCUGUCCAGGGAAUAACUUUUAAUAUAGGACAUAAUUUACAGAAACAAACAGCUAAUGUUGUUCCUGUCCAGAGGACUUGCAAUACUCCUGCAACCAUUUCUAGUAUUUAUUCAACAGCAAUCAAAUCAGGUAUUCAAACUUCAGUUUCAUCAUUAGUAUCAGGCCUACAAAAUACAGAUAAAAAAACUCUUGAGCAAUCUACCUCUGAGAACAAGCAAGGCACAUCUACCUGUACUAGUGCUGUUGAUUCUGUGAAUACCUCGCAGCUAGUAAGAUUGCAGAGUGGAAAACAGAUUUCAUCACAAGAUGAGAAUGACAUCUCCAAAUCUAAAAAUAAACAAGGGAGUUUGAAGCCGAUUGAGAAAACAAGUGUACUAAGCCCCAGCCUUUCUUCCAGUGUUAGUAUAGAUGUACUUCAUUGUCAACAAGCAAAUAUAUCAACAGAAGUGGGUUCAAGAAGUGGGUCUCUAGGAAGCUGUGUAACUUCUGCAGCUGACUCAACCUGUGCUGCAUCUAUUGGUGGAAAGACAUCUGCAGAAAAGGUCUUCAAAAGCCUAGAUAGUAGAACUCAAGAACGAGAAGCCCCAAAGGCUGUAACAGAAUUGAAUAUAGUGCCUGCUACUACUGUAGAGAAAUGGCCUUUUCCCAGUUCUUCAGGUGUUGGCAUUCCAGAGUCAAAAAGCAUUGGUAAUCUUAUGAGAAUCGCAUCAGCUGGAAAUACCCAAACCACUUGGACUACCUUGCAGCUAGCUGGAAGCACUGUUCAGCCUCUAAAUCAUACUCCAUCCAACAUAAUGACAACUCUUUUAAAUGAGCCAAUUAAUGGUGCUAAUAUUAUAGCUUCCACUCCAAACAAGAUUCUGGCCAAUGCUGCUGGUUUAAGUAACCCUCUAAUUCCAGAUGAUCACCCAGUUGACCAAUUGGUUGUUACCUUGCCAUCUCAUCCAUCUUUACCUAUUCAGCCACUAAUUAGUAAGACACAAACUAGAGCGCAGAUGGCAAGCAGUCUCCUUCCCGUGAAUCCAGCCAUGCAAGUGAUUCAAGUAUCUCAGCCAAUCACCACCCCUAUCAAUACAUCACCUAUUAAUCAGAACAUUGUAAUUCUCCAGCCUCCUAAUGCUAAUUCCUGUCCUCCAGUGCUGAGAGCUGAACUCCCAAAUCAGACCGUUAGCCAGCAGAUUGUAAUAAUACAAACUGCUAAUCCAAAUCCCCUCUCUUUUUUCUCAACACCAUCAGUUGUUAAAAUGCCUGUGAAUGGAACAAAUGCUGGCAAUCUUAUACAAAGUGCCUCUGGCCCUCAUAUGUUUGGUGGGAAACAUCUUGUUCAUAUUUUACCAAGGCCCUCCUCUUCAACAUCAUCUUGCCUGUCACAAACAUUUUCUGUUUCAAUGUCUAACCAAAAGCUUCCACAGACCAUUUCUUUAAAUGGACAGUUGUUUGCAUUAAAACCUAUGAAAUCCUGUUCUGGAGAUUCAGAUCAAACCCCUAUGCAAAUUAUUCAGCCUACCACCAAUGAAGAUCCAAAUACCAAUAUUGCCCUCAAUGCAUUUGGUGCUUUAGCUAACCUCAAUCAAAGCAUAUCACAGAUGGCUGGCCAAAGCUGUCAACAAGUGUCUGGCAAUCCGUCUACCAACCCCAAAAUUGUUAGUAGCCAAAGCGCACCAAUAUCUCCUGGUUUGCUAACAGUGACAAUACCUUCCUCUUCAGCUGCUGAGAGUUCUAGAUUAACCUGUACUUCAUCUUCACUAGACAUUUCUCCUCCUAAAGCUGCUGGUUUGGGUUCAAAAUGGUCUAAUAAAAAUUCAGGAACUAAGAAAACUUCAAUCGCCAACAACAACCUUGCAUGUCAAGUAGAUCUUGAAAAAGAAUGCAAAAAAAUUGAUAGGAAUGUGGCAAGUGCAUCUGAACAUUCAGGAAGUGACAUAUUGCUUGAAAAUAUGCCCGUUGUUUUGCAGUGCUUAGCUGUACCACAGGCAAACUGUAGAAUAUCAUCAAAUGAUAUGCAUGCUUCUGAUCCUCAUCCCAAAGAUAGACUGAGAACUGAACAGAACAUGGAAUCUACUCUGGCACCUGAUCUGAAUGCAGCUGGAGUGCCUAGGCCAUUGUCCCUGGAAUCAUCCUUAUUGGGACAAUAUGAGGUAGUUCCUGCAAUUUCCACAGACGGUGGUUCUCCACCUCUUCAAAUAUGUAAAUCUCAAACCAACUCAACAGCAAAUUCUAAGUUAUCAGAACUAUCCAAAUGUAUAUCCACCAGUCCUUUACUACCAUCUUCUUCAGAUUCUCCAGUGACAAUUUCUCAAGUUUCUGAGACGUCAGUGUCAAACAGAGAAAUGAAUACAGAGAAUGUUCCCAGAACAGAGGUCUCAGAGAUCUGCAGGAUGGAACAAAAUUGUUCCAUUGUAAUGCAGGCCUCAGAUUUAUUGGAAGAACAGGGCCUAACCAAAAUGUUCUCAGAGUUUAAUAAAGUAGGUGAUGUACAAAAAUCCUUUUCAGAGCACCCCAGUUUUUGUACCCAAAGCACAAAAUCAAAUAUCAGCUCAAAUGAUAAUUUGGGAAGGAAACAAGAAGAACUCUUGCUGAUAAAUGCUGAAGAAGAAAACCUCACACGGUCUAAUUCUUGCACCUCCGAUCAGGAAGCCAUCACUGCUAAUAGGCAAGUAGACUCCCCUAUGUCAACUAGUUCAGGUAGCAGUUGUGGCUUUUCUGUUGCAUCCAUGUUGCCAGAUACAUGUAGGGAAAACGUUUCCAACAGCACUUUGGUGAACACACAUAGCACCUGCACAUUUUCAGAGCAAACAGAUAUUGUAGCACUAGCUGCAAGAGCAAUUUUUGACCAGGAGACUCUUGCAAAAAAUACAGGAACAAUGUCAGGAACCUCUAUUUCCAAGGGUAGUAAAGUAGCAUCUCUAGGAAAAGACCAACUAUUCAAAGCCCAUCCAGUUAAAAACACUAAUCAAAUGGAAACGGGGCCAAACAAUUUCAGUACCCAGAAUUCAAUGCAAAUAAACAUUGAGUUAUCUGCAGAGAAAAGUUGUUCUGUUAGACUGGAAAUGGCGGAUACAGCUUUGCAGAUUCCAACAGCACAACCGUCAAGUACCUCCAGCUUGAGUGUGAAUAAUCUCAUACAUCCAACAUGUAUCAUACAUCCUCCAGUAAGCUGCUCAGGUGUACCAUCAUCUUCAGAUCAAACAACUGUUUCUGUAUCUGGGACUCCAUCUGUCCCUGCUAAUUCAUAUAUGGCUCAGUCUCCAGGACAUUCUCCAAGGUUGAUGGCAGAGUAUCCUUCAGAACAGUUAUCUGCUCUUCAGACUAACACGAUGCAAGGUCCACAGAUAUGUGAACCACAUUUAAAGCAGCAAAGACAAAGCCGCAAAGAAUCAGCAAAGCGUUCUAUUCAAGAUGAUCACAUGCUUUCUACAUCAAAGAGGCAGAAACAUUGCCAGACAGCACCUCUACAGCUUGAAGACAUGGCUCUGUUGAAUCAAACAGCUGAUGAUAUUGAGGGUCAAAAUCAGAUCCGUGUGAGUCAGAUCCCCCCCAACUCAUCUAAUCUUGCAGUAUCAGUGAGUAGUCAAGGACAUACCAAUGGCCAUAGCAGGUUAUUUCAAGCCAGCAAUUUUGUGUCGCCUACUUCGAGGCAAGUUGAAGUUCAAUGUAAUUCUCAUCCACCUAUCCUUGAUCAAGCAGGACAGCAUCUGCAGCCAAUCCAACAUGCUCUCUCUCAGGGUAUGGCUCAUCUUCAGGUUAAUCACCCAUAUAUAAAACCACAGCAACAGCAGCCUGGACAGCUAAGAGAACGGCAUCAAUUGUAUCAACUUCAGCAUUAUAUUUCUCCUGCAGAAAGUUCUAUACACACUCAAACCCAUAUUGCUCAUCAGCAAAGAAUAUUGCAUCAAGAGGCACAGCUGCAGAAAAAGAGAGGUCUCAUUCAAGCCACUCAGCCCACCACACUUACUUUACAGCAAAAGCAUCAUGGAAAUGACCAAUCACGGUCAAAGAGUAGCCAGCCACACCCCCAUCACUCCCAGAUUCAACAAUUGCAGCAGCAUUACCCUUCUUCCCAGCCUGACAAGAAUUGUGAGAAUACUGCUUUGAGUAGAACUCAUAGCCACCCACGGAGCCACCCAAGUCAGGACAUUCUGCAUCAGCAGUCAUCAGAUGUGGGCAGCAGACAACCAAGUUCUGGAGUUCCUCCUGAACAUGUCUCGGGACAUAGUCAGAUGCAUAGAAUGUUGACCUCUAGAGCUUUGGAGCAGCAGAUAGUGUCUCAACCUAGUAUUGUGUCUAGACCAGAUGUUUCCUGUCUCCCUCAUAGACAAGAAAGAAAUAGAGUUAGUAGCUACUCUGCAGAGGCACUUAUUGGGAAGUCUUCAUCUAAUUCAGAACACAGGCUCGGAGUGUCCAUGCAGAGCUUCAAAGUUUCAGAUCAUCUUGAAAUGAGAAACUAUGCUGAUGUAUCUAGGAAUAAAGAACUAGUAAUUCAUAAUACACAAAAUCGUGUAUCUGUAGAUCAUUCACUUGGAUCAGACAUUCAGAGACUCUCUGAGUGUCAAACAUUCAAGGUGAAUGCCAUUAACCAACAGCCUACAGGUAAUUUUGAUGUGCAAUCUUCAAGAAGUAAUGAAAUAAGUAACUCUCUCAGGGGUAUGCAGACACAGAGUUUUCGACUUGCCCAAAAUGCUGGACCACCAAUAGACAGACAAAAGAGAUUGUCUUAUCAACCAGUUCAAAGCAUUUCAACAGGAAAUCCUCUCCCUCCCCGAAGAGACAAUGAGAAUACAUGCCACCAAGGAUUCAUGCAAAGUUUACUUAUUCCUCAUCUUGGAGAUCAAGCUAAUGGAAACCAAAGACCAAUUUCAGAACAUCAGAGAAAUCCACAGUGUUCCAGUUCCUCAAAUAUUGAUUAUAAUUGUGCCCCAGCAAGAGAAAGUAUUCAUAUUCGGAGGGAAGGUGAUGAUCAGAACAGAGAAAGUUGUGAUAUGUCUCUUGGUACUAUUAAUGGUAGGAACAAUGCUUUAACUAUUCCCUUCUCAAGUUCUUCUGGAGAUAUUCAGGGCCGCAACUCAAGUCCCAAUAUUUCUAUCCAGAAAUCUAAUUCCAUGAGAAUAACAGAGAGCCAUGGAACAAAAGGUCACCUAAAUGCCUCAGCUUCUAGCAAUGUACAUGGAGCUACACGUCCUCUUCACUAUGCACCAGUCUCUCGUGGGAAUGCUGACCAGGUUCCUCCAUCUGUUCGUCAAACCAAUUCUUCAGCCACUGAUCGAUCAAGACAUCCUUUACAGGAUAACGGUGGCUCUAAAAUUCGCCAGUCUGAAAGAAAUCGUUCUGCAAAUCAGAGGCAUGGGAAUGUGUUUGAACCUUCUCUUUCCCAACUCCCUUUAUCCACUGGUGGAGGAAUGAUCCUUGGGCGACAGCAGCCUACCCUUGAAAAAAGGAGCAGCAUUGUACGAUUCAUGCCUGAAGGGCCACAUGUCUCUCAUGAUAGUACAGCUGCUGAACAGCACACACUGUCUCAAAAUUUUGGAUUCCCUUUUAUUCCAGAAAGUGGAAUGAAUCCCCCAGUAAAUGCUAACACUUCAUUUAUUCCACCAGUAACUCAACCCAAUGCUACCCGCACAGCAGCCCUGAUUCCAGUUGAUCCUCAGAAUACAUUGCCGUCUUUCUAUCCACCAUAUUCUCCUGCACAUCCCUCCCUGUCUAAUGACAUUUCAAUUCCUUAUUUUUCUAACCAAAUGUUUUCUAAUCCAAGUACAGAGAAGCCAAAUGGUGGAGGUUUAAAUAAUCGAUUUGGUUCUAUUUUGUCACCUCCCAGACCAGUUGGUUUUGCUCAGCCAAGUUUUCCCCUUUUGACAGAUAUGCCUCCAAUGCAUGUGGCCAAUUCAUCACACUUGUCCAAUUUUAAUUUGACUUCUUUAUUCCCGGAAAUAGCUACAGCUCUUCCUUCAGAUGGAUCAGCAAUCUCACCACUGCUCUCAAUAGCAAAUACAUCUGGUUCUGACUCUUUGAAACAAUCAUCAAAUCGGCCUGCCCAUAAUAUAAGCCAUAUUCUAGGUCAUGACUGCAGUUCAGCUGUGUGAAAAGAAUGGGAAGGGGUGAAUUUUUUUUUGAAUACCCAUUCAACAAGAUGUAUGGAGAAAAUUUAGGUUGCUUUUUAAAAUUAAUAUAAACAUCUCUGUGCUAUAAAUUCUUCAAUUUCAAUGUAAUGCCAUGCUUAGUUUCUGAUGACCUCUCUGAAACUGUAUGGAAAUCAUUGCUUCAUUUUCAAGAUUUCUAGUUAACAGGAAUAGAAAUAGUAAUGUAGCAAUUUCCUCCCACUUAAUAUAGAAUUUUUAUUUUUUUUUGCCACUGAUUACCAUGUGCUUUCUCAGGUAUUGGGUUGAUUUUUGUUGUUGUUGUUUAAAACCCUCUUAGAUUUCCUCACCGCCUUUUUUUUACAUUUUUUAAAAAAUUUAAUAAUAAGAAACUAGUAAUGUUGAUAUAUAAAAUGAACCAGAGUUAUAGAAGUCUGUAGGCAAACUGAUUACAUACAUAACACAAUUUUGUCAAGUUAGAGGGGGAAAAAAUCAGAUGGUAUUUAGUGGAAUUGUGGUCUUGAUAGCAUAAGAUGAGAAUUUAAAAAGUCUGUCUGUCUGUCUCACACACAGACACACACAGACACACUCACAGACACAUACUUGAUUUAGCAUUCCAAAACACUGGGUAAAGCAACAAGGGAAUAUUUUUGUCAGGCUCAAAACAAUCCUAGUGCACCCCUUUGAUUAAAAAAAAAACACUAUUAUUGUUUCUAUUUGUCUCUCCACACAGCUGACGGAAAAAAAAUACGGUGACAUCAGUACAUUGUCUAAGAUAUUAUUCUGAUGAAUUGCUAAAUCUUUGUUUCUGUUUCUAUAAGGUCCUGUAAAGCAGCCCAAUUUGAGGCACAGACUCAAAUUUUGUUUUUGAUAGCAGGAAGAAAGAAAGUCUUCCUACAAUGAGAGUGGCCAGAGAUGUUUGCUCUUAAAAGUAUUCCCCUGUAUUUCCAGGAUUUACUGGGUUAGAGUUUCUGCAGAACAUGCUAACAAAUCAAAGAGUUCAUACAAAUAGGCCAGAUAGUUUAGUUUUACUUUUUUUUCUUCCCUCUUAUGAGUUGGCUAUUUCUGCUGUUUACAGAAAACAAAUUCCUGUAAUCAUAUUCCAAGGAUGGAAAAAACCAGGUACUCUUCUUAACCAAUUUAAAUGCACAGCACGUAGUGAGAAUGAAACAGUUGGAAGUGAAUUGGACAAAAAUAUAUUGACCGGCAGAGGAUACCAGUUUCUUGAAGAAAUUUUCUAUGCAAUAAUGUGUGCUUUUGUGAUUUCUGAGUAUUAAAUGUUUUUUUCUGAAAAUGUAUUGGAAGAGUCUGAUGCACAGAUGAAAAGAAAAUGCAAGUAAAUGGCAGAGUAUUUAAUUAAUAGGAGAACCUGUAUUCCCUUUCAUUGAGACAGUUGUGCAAAGAGGAAGCCUUGAUUGAAGAAUAUGAUAUUCUGCAUAUUGGUUUGUGUAACAAUUUUUAUGACAAGAGAUUAAAAAAAAUAUUCAGACUUUCACUAUGUAUUCAUAUAAACCAAUAGCUACUUUCUGAGCAUUUAUCAGUAUUUCUUGUUAGAAUUUUUGGUAGAUGUCAGUAUAGACUAUUAUUAGUAUUUUUCAAGUGUAUUUUCAUGCGGAAAUAUAUUUUCAAUAUAUCUCUUGGUAUUGUCUGCAGUGGUAAAAUUGCUACUGCAGAUAAAUUACCUUAGUUUUGAUUAUUAACAAAGGGUUGUGUUUAGCAAAAGAUCAGCUCCCUAAUGAGAUUCCAUGCAUUCUGCAAAUCUAUUUUUUUUUAUUUCAGAUAAUAGUGCCCUUCAAAAUAAUUUAAAAAUGGCAUGAAGGAAUCUUUAAAGAAUGCCUUUAACAUUUUGAAAUUAUUAAAAUGUUAGUAUUCUGUCAAUUUAUCUGAAACUAUUUCAGGAUUCUAAUUUCAAAUUUCCCAUUGUAUGAUCUCAUAAAUUCUGUGAUCUUAUCAUAUUGUCUUAUUGACACAGAUGUGUUUUGAAGCUUCUCAUAUGCUAGAAAAGCUCAUAAAGCAUUGGGGACUUCUGAGGUUUAUAAACUCCAUUAGAUGUCAAUUUUUGGAUGCAUGAGGAAUUGAUCUUUUCUUAUUACUAAGGUGCAAUAGAAUACAAUGGUGGCUGAAUCAGUGAAAAAACAGAAGCUAUAGAUCACAUGUUUAUAAUACCUUAGAAUUUCUGUUGGGUAUAGGUAGUCACACCUUGUUCUUUUAAUGGGAACAGAUAAAGAAAACUACUUGUCACACUGCACAGGAGCCUAUAGGUUUAUGUCCUACAGUCAUACUUUUCUUUUGCUGCUGUCCUUCAUGACAGUUUCCUUGUGCACAUAGAAGAAUUGUCUAAGCUCCCUCCUGUUUUGAAAUUAAGAUGAUUGUGCAACACUUUUCAGCAAAUUAAGAAUGUAUGUUGUUGUGUAUUCUAUAAUAUUCUAUCCUCUACUUAAGGUCCCCCAGAAAUUUUCAAGAUCUUGAAGAUAAGCUUGUAAAGAAUGUUUAUUAUUGUAAAUAAGUUUUUUUUAUUUUGACAUCUUUUUACAAGUUGAAUGCAUUUGUAUGUAAAUACCUGCAACCUUGAUUUUUUUAAAAAAAUUCAGAUUUUUAUUAAAUGUAAAAUUAUAUUGAUUGUAAACAUUGUAUAGAUAUAAACAAAAUAGUAUUUUAUUUUUAAACAUGUACAGUUUGUGCACUAUCAUUUUGUGUUCUGCUUGUGCUUUGUAAUUCUUCCCCUGCAGGAAAAACAAAAAGCAAAAGCAAUUAUCUUACAUUUAAAUACCAUACCCAAAGUUUAAGAUUGUAAUUUUUAAGAAGGUAAACAACUAAAAAGUCCAGCAAUUUUGACCCACUAAUUUGUUCCAAUUUCAUUUGUCCACCUGCUCAGCCAUAGCGAGAACCUCAAAAUAGCCAGACUGAUUCUUGGACACAACAUAGAAUGUUAUCAAUAGUGGGUCAGAGCAUUGCUUUGGUUGCUAUGCAAGGACAGUAGUUUUCAGAUUUAUUGAUCAGCAACUUGUUUAGGGAUAGGGGAAGACAUUUGGGACUGCUACAUUUUUAGAAAAUGUGACUUGGGAGUACAGUGUAUUUAGGCUGUGUAAUGCUUUGGCUUGAUUCCAAAAAGAGACCCAUAAUAGUGUUUUUCAAACAUGGCAACUUUAAGAUGCUAACUGGGAAUUCUGGGAGUUGAAGUUUAGGCAUUUUAAAGUUGUCAAGUUUGAAAAACACUGACCCAAAACAUGCAUUGGAAAAGAUAUGGUUCCUUUGCUGAAGUGCUACAUUAGGACUCCUGCACACCCUUGCACCCUUUUGGAAUAUGAUGCAGAAUGCCACCCAGGCACGCAUAAAAGACCUCUGGAUGGGAAAAAAAGUCUCCUUUGUUCUUAGAUUUCCUUUAAAUAUACAGAAGGUUUAACCUAGCGAAAAGCAGAAUUCUAGUGUUUAGUAUUUUUUUAACCAAAGUGAAUU
Messenger RNA from Thamnophis elegans (Western terrestrial garter snake), 10196 nucleotides. RefSeq names its product upstream transcription factor family member 3 (gene USF3). NCBI's taxonomy places the organism in Eukaryota, Metazoa, Chordata, Lepidosauria, Squamata, Natricidae. The transcript is spliced from 6 exons. The coding region runs from base 51 to 6746 and encodes 2231 amino acids. The record is from RefSeq and is a predicted model, not a curated record. Gene Ontology annotation, molecular function: protein dimerization activity.